Molecule: messenger RNA, 309 nt
Organism: Trichomonas vaginalis G3
Lineage: Eukaryota; Parabasalia; Trichomonadida; Trichomonadidae
Exons: 1
Coding region: 1-309 (102 amino acids)
Source: RefSeq, a predicted model, not a curated record
AUGAUAUAUACUGAAGAGUUGGAGAAAGAAGAAGAUAAAGAUAUGGUUAUGUUACAUUUAGUCAGAAGAAACAACAAGAGCUUUUAUGACUUAGCUAAGAUAUAUAAAUCUGACAGAAACUGGUUCUAUCGUGAAAACUUACCGAUUUCAAUGACACCGAAUGAGCAAAUAAAGGAAAUUGUCAAAAAUACUCUUCCUCAAACACACUAUGACAUCAAAGGUUGCACAAUACUUACAUUCAAAGAAGACUUAACAUUACUGAAGGAAAAAAUAACAGAAUAUUUCGAUAACUUCAAAGAGGAAGAAUGA